UUCCGAUCAUAUUGUGCAACCUGGAGAAGAUAUUUCUCCUUCAUUUUUUGACGUCAUGGAGCAUCUAGUUGUCCACCUACCGUAUGAAGCAUUGCUUCGUGGACCUGUUCACAACGGAUGGAUGUAUCCGUAUGAGCGACAGAUGAAACAUUUGAAGGGGAAAGCAAGAAAUCUUGCAAAGGUAGAAGGUUCAAUAGUUGCAGGGAGUUUGACAGCCGAAACAUCUAACUUCACAUCAUACUACUUUGCUCCAACUGUUCGUACGAGAAAAAGAGUUCCUAAGAGAUAUGAUGAUGGUGGAGUACCGACAUCAUAUCCAAUUGAUGGUGUUCCUGACAUUUUCUGCGAAAUUGGACGGUUUGGUGGUAAAACGAAAGAAGUAUGGUGGUCAUGUGAAGAAGAUAAACAUAGUGCCCACACUUAUAUUCUGCUCAACUGCGAGGAUGCAAUGACCCGUUACUUUGAAAGGAUGUUUGUAUCUCAAGUUGAAGAAGCAAUACCAGGAAUAUCUGCAACUGAUGUGGAUACACGUAAAGAUAAGCACUUUGUCAAGUGGUUAAAAUCACAGGUUGAUUAUGACGAUCCUUAUUAUCCCGUAUGGUUUCACGAAUUGGUUCAAGGUCCAGUUGCAAAGGUCACCACAUCACCUAUGUAUUUCACACGAGGAUUUACCUUUCACACAUACGAGUAUGGGAGACAUCGGGCAACGAGUAACUACGGAAUAUGUGUGAAAGGUGAAACAGACUUUUACGGGAUAUUGCAGGAGAUUAUUGAAGUGGAAUUUUCGGGGUUAUUGAAGCUAAAAUGCGUCCUCUUCAAAUGUGAAUGGUUCGAUCCUGUUGUGAACCGAGGGAUUCGGUAUAACAAAUUUGGUGUUGUGGAUGUCAAUUUUGGGAGAAGAUACAACAAAUUUGAGCCUUUCAUUUUAGCUUCACAAGCCGAGCAAGUUAGCUUCCUUCCUUAUCCUCGGCUUCGAACUUCCGGGAUAAACUGGGUAACUGCUAUCAAAGUUACACCUCGUGGACGCAUUGUCGUUGGAGAAGAACCGCCCUUGCAAGAAGAAGACGCUAUCACUGAAGUUGAGGUACCAGAACAACCAACUGAUGAAAUCCUUUUGAUCGACCCGCAAAACUUUCAAUAUGAAGAUAUUCCCGAAGAUGCGACAGAUGAAGCACGUGAAGACGAGUUCGAGAGAAGCGACGAUGAUGAUUGUAAUGAUAGUGAUGAGAACGAAAACGAUUUAGAGUGAUGUAAUAGUGAUGAGAACGAAAACGAUUUAGAGUGAUGUAAUAUAUGUAUCAAAUGUU
This is a messenger RNA of Brassica rapa (field mustard), 1307 nucleotides long. RefSeq lists its product as uncharacterized. The record is from RefSeq and is a predicted model, not a curated record. Lineage: Eukaryota; Viridiplantae; Streptophyta; Magnoliopsida; Brassicales; Brassicaceae.